CUGGAUGAAGAAGCCUCGAUGUGGUGUGCCUGACCAAACAAGAGGUAGCUCAAAAUUUAACAUUCGUCGGAAACGCUACGCGUUAACAGGACAGAAAUGGCAGCACAAACAUAUCACUUACAGCAUAAAGAACGUCACUCCAAAAGUAGGUGAUGCUGAAACUCGUAAAGCCAUUCGCCGUGCCUUCGAUGUGUGGCAGAAUGUAACUCCUCUAACAUUUGAAGAAGUUCCUUAUAUUGAAUUAGAAAAUGGCAAGAGAGACGUGGAUAUUACAAUCAUUUUUGCAUCAGGGUUUCAUGGAGACAGUUCUCCCUUUGAUGGGGAGGGAGGAUUUUUGGCUCAUGCGUAUUUCCCUGGGCCAGGAAUUGGAGGAGACACUCAUUUUGACUCAGAUGAGCCAUGGACUUUGGGAAAUCCCAAUCAUGAUGGUAACGAUCUCUUUCUAGUUGCAGUGCAUGAACUGGGACAUGCUCUGGGCUUGGAGCACUCUAAUGAUCCCACUGCAAUCAUGGCUCCAUUUUACCAGUAUAUGGAAACUGACAACUUCAAACUACCUAAUGAUGAUUUACAGGGCAUCCAGAAGAUAUAUGGUCCACCUGAUAGGAUCCCACCACCAACAAGACCUCUACCCACAGUGCCCCCACAUCGUUCAGUCCCUCCAGCAGACCCACGAAAGAAUGACAGGCAACCUAAACCUCCCCGGCCACCCACUGGUGACAAACCUUCCUAUCCCGGAGCCAAGCCUAACAUCUGUGAUGGGAACUUCAACACUCUGGCUAUUCUUCGCCGGGAAAUGUUUGUUUUCAAG
Acanthisitta chloris (rifleman) is the source of this 808-nucleotide messenger RNA. RefSeq names its product matrix metalloproteinase-16. Gene Ontology annotation, cellular component: extracellular matrix. Gene Ontology annotation, biological process: extracellular matrix organization; collagen catabolic process; proteolysis. The record is from RefSeq and is a predicted model, not a curated record. The annotation marks the transcript as partial. The transcript has 4 exons. Gene Ontology annotation, molecular function: zinc ion binding; metalloendopeptidase activity. NCBI's taxonomy places the organism in Eukaryota, Metazoa, Chordata, Aves, Passeriformes, Acanthisittidae.